UCAGACCCGAGGACAUCAAGGAAGAACAAGGAAGAACAAAAAAGAACAAGGAAAAACAAGGAAUUGGAAUACCCGAAGCCCGAAGUUUCCUGAAAAGGAUGGAAGGCGCUCGAUCAUUCGGGAACUUUCGACAAAUAUAUGACUAUUGCGUGUUCAGUCAAAGCGUCCGAAGGCCACGUAUUAUCACAAUAGUUAUGUGGCCUGUGUAAGCCUGUGUACCGCAGUACAUAAAUGGACGUCAACACCAUCGGUUAUCUUCUAGUUUUCCACAUAUCCCCAGCUCAAUCGAUAGCUACUUUCGGUUAUCUCCAUCAUCGACGUUCACCUCGAUUCUACCUUCAAUUAUGUCUUCUGUAUUUGUGAACACUCAAGCAACUGCUCCCUCUGCCUUGUAUGUUCCCGUACACAAACGGACUGCAAGUCGCGAGGGUGCUUCUAGUAGGGACUCGCUGUCCGCGAGAUCCACUACUCCCACUAGUGAACAUGAUUCAAAGACCUUAUCAAUCCCCAUCUACUCGAUUCAGGAUCUGCUGCUGCUGUCGAAUUCGCUUCUGGCUACGCUCUCUUCUGAGCAGCACGAUCACUUGAAGGACCAUGCUCCCGAAAUCCUUCCCAGCCGUAGACAGAGAAAAACUAUCGAGCACCAGCGACACCACAAAGGGCAUGCUCCUGGAGAGGUGCACCCGAAGGAGGACACUCGACAACCUUUGUCAUCCGUGCGGAACACCCAGCCGACAACGGUACAAAGGCGCACACUUCGUCAAGGGAGACUUCCGGAAAGACGGAGAUACGGGAAGAGGAUAGACGAAUUAAGCUGGAGAGUUCCGAGGACGCGGACAAUUUCUGCUACAGGUUUCCCUUUGCCACUUGCACCCACUGCGGUUGCAUAAUGGUGUCGGCAGGCAAACAAAAGACAGAGGUGUAGAAUAUAUUAACGAUUUCGGACGGAGGAUUACCAUUAUUUCUGCAAG
Lentinula edodes (shiitake mushroom) is the source of this 971-nucleotide messenger RNA. RefSeq lists its product as uncharacterized. The transcript has 2 exons. NCBI's taxonomy places the organism in Eukaryota, Fungi, Basidiomycota, Agaricomycetes, Agaricales, Omphalotaceae. The coding region runs from base 345 to 890 and encodes 181 amino acids. The record is from RefSeq and is a predicted model, not a curated record.